AUGGCUGCUCCUUCGAACCUUCCCCCCAUUUUCAACCCUACCUCUCAGGACAUUGAGAUGCUCCUGGCUGCCCAGUCCCAUCUCGGCAGCAAGAACCUGCAGGUGCACAUGGAGCCAUACCUCUGGAAGACUCGCCCUGACGGUAUCAAUGUCAUCAACCUCUCCAAGACCUGGGAGAAGAUUGUCUUCGCCGCGCGCAUCAUCGCCGCCAUCGACAACCCCGCCGACAUCUGUGUCAUUUCUGCCCGCCCCUACGGCCAGCGUGCUGUCCUCAAGUUCGCCGCACACACCGGCGCCGUCGCCAUCGCCGGCCGCUUCACCCCCGGUAACUUCACCAACUACAUCACCCGCUCGUUCAAGGAGCCCCGCCUGAUCAUCGUGACCGACCCCCGCACCGACGCGCAGGCCAUCAAGGAGGCGUCCUACGUCAACAUCCCCGUCAUCGCCCUCUGCGACACCGACUCGCCCACCGAGUUCGUCGACGUCGCCAUCCCCACCAACAACAAGGGUCGCCACGCCAUCGGCCUCGUCUGGUGGAUGCUGGCCCGCGAGGUCCUGCGCCUGCGCGGCACCCUAGCCAACCGCGAGGUUGACUGGGACGUCGUCGUUGAUCUGUACUUCUACCGCGAUCCUGAGGCUGAGGAGCAGAAGGAGGAGGAGCAGAAGCCUGGCGCUGACGAGGCCGGUCCUGCUGCCGUCGACCGUGGCUUCACCGGCCAGGCCGACUGGACCGCUGAGAGCGGCGCCGCCCCCGGCAUCGAGGGUGCGCCUGCGCCGGACGCCAACUGGAACGAUCCCGGCACUGGCGGCGGUGACUGGGCCGAGGGCAGCGCCCAGCCCACUUCCGGCUGGUAA
Molecule: messenger RNA, 855 nt
Organism: Cyphellophora europaea CBS 101466
Lineage: Eukaryota; Fungi; Ascomycota; Eurotiomycetes; Chaetothyriales; Cyphellophoraceae
Product: 40S ribosomal protein S0
Exons: 2
Coding region: 1-855 (284 amino acids)
Biological process (GO): ribosomal small subunit assembly; cytoplasmic translation
Cellular component (GO): ribosome; cytosolic small ribosomal subunit; 90S preribosome
Molecular function (GO): structural constituent of ribosome
Source: RefSeq, a predicted model, not a curated record